Mustela lutreola (European mink) is the source of this 4197-nucleotide messenger RNA. RefSeq names its product nuclear respiratory factor 1 (gene NRF1). The transcript has 13 exons. Bases 536 to 2302 code for a protein of 588 amino acids. Gene Ontology annotation, molecular function: RNA polymerase II cis-regulatory region sequence-specific DNA binding; DNA-binding transcription factor activity, RNA polymerase II-specific. The record is from RefSeq and is a predicted model, not a curated record. Gene Ontology annotation, biological process: regulation of transcription by RNA polymerase II. Gene Ontology annotation, cellular component: nucleus. NCBI's taxonomy places the organism in Eukaryota, Metazoa, Chordata, Mammalia, Carnivora, Mustelidae.
CCGGCCCGCCCCGCAGCCUGCACCCUGCCGCCCCCGGCUCCGGGCCUGGGCCCCCGCCGGAUUCGGCCCGCCUCGGGCGGGGGGCCCCGGCCCGGCCCAGUCAAACCGCCACCCCGAGGAUGCGCAGGCCGCAGUAGGCCCCAGGCGUCCUGGCGGGCUCGGGAGGGAGGCGCUGCCCUCCCGAGAGCCCCAGGGUUCCGGCCUCCCCCGCCGCCUGAGGCUCUGGGGGCCGCGGCCUCGUCGCCACCGUAGAACCCGGGGCCCGGGCCUGGCCUUCCCGCGGGCUCGGGAGCGGGAGGUCCGGGAGAGCGCGCCGGGCCCGGGAGCGGGAGGUGGGCGGGCUGCGCGGGACCGGAGCCGCGGUUCCCCGCUCGCCCCCUCGGCCCUUCCCCGGUCUGGUCCGCGGGCGGCGCGCCGGGCCGGGCCGGGGUGCGGGAGCCGCUGUCUCCUGCAGGAGAGGAGGCUGGCUCUUCGGGCGGCCGCCGAAGCUUCCCUCCCGCCGGGGUGGCGUGGGCUUGUUACCCAGUAGAUCUUCAUGGAGGAGCACGGAGUGACCCAAACCGAACACAUGGCUACCAUAGAAGCCCAUGCAGUCGCCCAGCAGGUACAGCAGGUCCAUGUGGCCACCUACACUGAGCAUAGUAUGCUGAGUGCUGAUGAAGACUCACCUUCUUCUCCUGAGGACACCUCUUACGAUGAUUCAGACAUACUCAACUCCACAGCGGCUGAUGAGGUAACAGCCCAUCUAGCUGCUGCAGGUCCUGUGGGAAUGGCUGCUGCCGCUGCUGUGGCGACAGGAAAGAAACGGAAACGGCCUCAUGUGUUUGAGUCUAAUCCGUCUAUCCGGAAGAGACAGCAAACACGCCUGCUUCGGAAACUUCGAGCUACAUUAGAUGAAUAUACUACUCGAGUGGGACAGCAAGCUAUUGUCCUCUGUAUCUCCCCCUCUAAACCCAACCCUGUCUUUAAAGUGUUCGGUGCAGCACCUUUGGAGAAUGUGGUGCGGAAGUACAAGAGCAUGAUCCUGGAAGACCUGGAGUCCGCCCUGGCAGAACACGCCCCCGCGCCACAGGAGGUUAACUCCGAGCUGCCACCUCUCACCAUCGAUGGAAUUCCGGUCUCUGUGGACAAAAUGACCCAGGCCCAGCUGCGGGCAUUUAUUCCAGAGAUGCUCAAGUACUCCACGGGUCGGGGAAAGCCAGGCUGGGGCAAAGAAAGCUGCAAGCCCAUCUGGUGGCCUGAAGAUAUCCCAUGGGCGAAUGUCCGGAGCGACGUCCGCACAGAAGAGCAAAAGCAGAGGGUUUCAUGGACCCAGGCACUACGGACCAUAGUUAAAAACUGUUAUAAACAGCAUGGGCGGGAGGACCUUUUGUAUGCUUUUGAAGAUCAGCAAACACAAACACAGGCCACAACUACACACAGUAUAGCCCAUCUUGUACCAUCACAGACCGUAGUCCAGACCUUUAGUAACCCUGAUGGCACUGUCUCACUUAUCCAGGUUGGUACAGGGGCAACAGUAGCCACAUUGGCUGAUGCUUCCGAAUUGCCAACCACAGUCACUGUUGCCCAAGUGAAUUAUUCUGCAGUGGCUGAUGGAGAGGGCUUGGGGCCCUUUCUCUGGGACAUGGUGACAUCCGGCAUAGAUAACCACACAGUGGCUCCCAACAGAUGGAAAGGGAGAGCAACAAGAGCUCAAGCAAAUACAACUAAAGCACUGAGACUGAAGAAUAGGAAAUUCCAAAGAAAUGUUAACACCCAAGUGGAACAAAAUUGGGCCACGUUACAGGGAGGUGAGAUGACCAUCCAGACAACGCAAGCAUCAGAGGCCACCCAGGCGGUGGCAUCAUUGGCAGAGGCCGCGGUGGCAGCUUCUCAGGAGAUGCAACAAGGAGCUACAGUCACCAUGGCGCUCAACAGUGAAGCCGCCGCCCAUGCUGUCGCCACACUGGCCGAGGCCACCUUGCAAGGCGGGGGACAGAUCGUCCUGUCUGGGGAAACCGCAGCAGCUGUCGGAGCACUUACUGGAGUCCAAGAUGCUAAUGGAGGACACAGGUGUCCGGGCUCUGCAGGGGGCCUUCUGCGUGGCUUCAUGAGUUUUGACUUGCCUCUGGUGACCAGAAGAGAGGACGAAAGCAAAGGACUGGUCCAGAUCCCCGUGAGCAUGUACCAGACUGUGGUAACCAGCCUCGCCCAGGGCAAUGGGCCGGUGCAGGUGGCCAUGGCCCCUGUUACCACCCGGAUAUCGGACAGCACAGUCACCAUGGACGGCCAGGCUGUGGAGGUGGUGACGUUGGAACAGUGACAUGCAGCCAUACCAUGGCAUCGUUUUCUAGUCUACUUCAAAAUUUUUUACACGUUUGCAGAGGUGCAAUCAAGUGGAAUUAAGUCUCUCGACUUCGGAAGAAAAGUUUUGUUAACCUUUUUUUUAAAAAGGAAGAAAGGCAGUGGGUUUUGGAAUUGCAUUUUUUAAAGCACCACUCUUGAUUUCUGGGAUUGGUGGAAUAAGAUACUGUGUUGUCAAUUUCACCAUCCCGAAAAAGCCAAAUUGUGGCAGGACUUCUUUCUGCAGAAACAUGUGUGUAUACUUACGUGUGUGUAUGUGUGAGUGUGAAUAUAUGUAUAUGUGUACAUAUGGAUAUACACAUUUACAUAUAUAUAAAGUAUAUAUAUGUAUGUAUGUAUGUAUGUAUGUAUAUGUAUAUAUAUACAUAUAUAUAUAUGUAUAUGAAACCCGCAUGGAAUUAUCUGUAUGAAAUCAAGGUGAGCUGUGGAAAAAAAAUAAUUCACCCAGUUUAGUGGGUGUAGGGUACGUGGCCAGACACAGUCACCCGGUUUUUGUUCAUACCAGGGUCAUGCGUUGAGCUACUGACAAACUCAGGCGGAGGUGACCAUGCCCUUCACCAAAGCUGCCUCCCAGUGGCCACCCAGAACUCUCCCUGCUGGACUCACCUGAGGAAGGAGGUUCCAGAAUGGGGUGGGGUCCAGAAAUUGUGUUUGCAAGGUCCAAGGGCCUCGUGGCCUGGCAGCUGAGAUGCUCCUUGGGCUGGCCCAGGUGCUGACCUUGCCACAGGCAGGUGAAUGUCCUUAAAGCUCCAGGCAGGGACAGGAGGGAUUUCUCCAGCCUCGCAUCUCCUCCCCUUCCCAGGAAGCCUUCUUGAUCUCAUGACUAUUAAAAUGUUGCUUUGGUUUUAAGGUCAGUCCUGAAUUGGUCAUGUAUAUGAACUGAAGGUAACAGAAGUAUUAAGGGUUUGAGGAGCACGUGCGCGUGAAGUGUGCUUGUGGGCGUGUGCUUGGAGGGGAGAGAGUGCGAGGGGGAGGGGAGGGGUUGGAAGGGGAAAGGAAGGAGGGAGAGAAAAAUCUUCAAAAACCAGGGCACACCAACGGGAGCAAUUUUUUUCCUUUCCAGUAACUUUCUGUAGCUUAACAGAGGAGACCGGAGGUGACAGGAGCCCCCACGUUGAGGAAGGUUGCUCUUCAUCCCGUGGGGCCUUGGAAGAGAAAGGGACCUGGGUGUUUCCAGCAGCCCUGAGGCAGGUCCUGUCUCAGAAGGGACGCUGCAGUUUUCCCAGGUGCGGCCCGCUGGGCCAGGUCCCCGCAGCUGCCUCCUCGAAGGUGUUGACCGGUCUGGGUGUUCUCAGUAACUGUUAAAUUCUGUGAUUUCUCAGCUGCAAGUCCUGAGUCUCCAGUGGCUAAAUUCACCUGACUUCUCGACAGGCCAAAUCUCUGCUCCUUGAGUACAGGGACAACUCUUCCCCUCCUCCCGGGCCCCCACGUGUGAUAGUGUAUUUAAUGUGUUUUUUUUAAUGCGACAUUAAAAGAUCCUUCACAUCUUGCUCAGCCUUUGAGAAAAGUUUCAGAUUCUUGUAUUUGCUUGUUUUAUAUAAAACUAUCUAAUGUUCUUUGUAUGUUUUUUUCUGUACGUAAUAGGGGGAGGGAAGGGAAAUUUACAUAUGAACAGUCCUAGUUCUACAACUUGUUAUUUUUUUAAUUAUUAUUUUUUAUCGUCAUUGUGAAGCUGUUCAGGGCUUUAAAGUCCGUGUUCCUUUGUGGUGAAAUAACCUCCUAAUAGUUUGAGAAAUUGCCAAGAAGAAGAAGAAGAAGAAGAAGAAAAGCAAAACCCAAGUAGCAGAGCAUGGAUUCUGUGUUGUUUUCCAUUCUGUCUAUUACUGCCUCAUUCAAUAAAUAGUUUAAAAUGUG